CAUUCACUUUCCGUCGCUGUAUAUAAAGACGGCCGAGUCCUCGGUUUUAUUCAUCAGUCAAUUCAACGGCAAUCAAGUUCAAAGCUGCUCCUUCCUCGCUGUUGUUAUACAUCGUUCGUGAUUCAAGAGAAAAAUGAUUUCUAGCAUUGUACGUCGUCCUCUGAUGAUGUUGCUGUUUGCUGUGGCUUACUCGUUGGCUUCUCCUGCUAACUACGUCACCAGUAAAUCGUCCACAACGUCGUAUCCCGGUCCAGCUGUGACGAUUUUGAAACAGAUCAACCAACUGAAUGACGAUGGCUCUUACACGUUCGGAUUCGAAGCUUCAGACGGAUCGUUCCGAGUCGAGAAUAUGGACGUGAACGGUUACAUGACCGGCAAAUAUGGAUACAUUGAUUCCUACGGAAAAGCACAAGAAACCGAAUACGCGGCUGGAAAGAUGUCCGGCCAGUCUGUCGGAUUCCAAGCUCGAGGAACUCUGCUCAACGACGGUGUCCGCAGCAGUCAGCCGUUUCCUUUCAUCCGCACAUCCCCCAAAUCGGUGGAACAGAAACUUUUAGACUACCAGUACACUAGCGUUGAUGACGAUGAAGAUGGCUUUCCUGAUCCAUCGCCAGCCCGUGACAUCAACUACAACGCUGGAGUCGUCCGCAUUUCUUCUCCAGCUAAAGCAACUUACGACAUCCAGCCAACCGUAGUUCGUGUCGCUAAUCCGCAUACUUCCCCACUUUUAGACGUCAGCGUAGUAGCUCCAGCCCGUAAAAACAAAGAAUCCGGAACUGUUCGUUUCGUUUCAUCGGCUAAAAAUUCUUAUGAAAACCCAUCGACUGCCAUCCGCGUUGCUGAUCCGUACGAUGCCGCUGUUUCCGAUAUCCGCGUGUUAACCCCCACUAAAACAGUUUCUCAAGUUGCUAUCCCUAAUGUCCGUGUCCCUGUGAGAAGCUCAUCGCGUCGUACCAACAACGUGGUCCGCCUUAUUGAUCAGAAUGACGACGCGUACGUUAAGAACACCAACGUCCGCGUAACGGCUCCGACUCGCAUCUCUUACGAUCAAGCCCCUGCUGCCAUCCGUGCCGUAAACCGUGAAACGGCCACAUACGACAGCUUUCCGAUUGUCAAGCAAACGGUGGAGCCCAGCAAGACCAUCAAGGAGGUUGCUCAGGUGGCUGUGCCUGUCGUUCGAUUAGCCUCUUCAGGCUACGGAAAGUCUAGUGGCCGUUCGACCGGCCGAUUGGACGAGUUCCUGAGGAGUCUGAAGACGAACAACAGGAAUAGUGGCAAUAGUUACAAUGCUUACCAAUCAGGCAGUAGUGAUUUGAUCAUUCAAAAUGAUUUCGAGUCGCAAGAGGUGUUCCAGAUUGCUCAGGAUUUUCAGCCGAUUCAGGACGAUGCAAUUUCCGUUGAUUCCUUUGGUCUUACCCGCAUCAUCUAACUGCUGCCCAUUCAAAAGAUUCUGUAGAAAAAUGAGUGAAAUUUGAUUAUUCUAUUUCUUAGUGAAUUUUUAAUGUAAUUUCACGGUGGUUUGUUUCGGUACUAACUGAUCGUUUCUACAUUAUGUUUGAUAAUAUAUGAUAUAUAACUCGAA
Molecule: messenger RNA, 1582 nt
Organism: Daphnia magna
Lineage: Eukaryota; Metazoa; Arthropoda; Branchiopoda; Diplostraca; Daphniidae
Exons: 3
Coding region: 134-1429 (431 amino acids)
Cellular component (GO): chitin-based extracellular matrix
Molecular function (GO): structural constituent of chitin-based larval cuticle
Source: RefSeq, a predicted model, not a curated record